AUGUCACUCUGCCAAGAUGAGCCGAAAUUCGGACACGACAUGCGUCGGCAUUUCUCGUUCGCUCCGGGUUAUCGAAAUCUGAAUCAUGGGUCUUUUGGAGCAUCGCCAACCGUGAUUCGCAACCGAGCAAACGACCUACGCGAGGAAUGCGAGGCAACUCCGUGUCCUUUUAUCAAGUACCGCUUCCCUCAACUUCUGGACGAUUCUCGGGCUGCUAUAAGCAGCUUUCUUGGUGUACCUGACUCCACAAUCGUUUUCGUUCCGAAUGCGACCACCGGUGUCAACACAGUUCUACGGAACAUAGUAUGGAAUAGCGAUGGAAGAGACGAGAUCCUUCAGCUGGAUGUGAUAUAUGGAGCUUGUGCGAAAACAGCACAAUACGUCUGUGAGGCCAGUGGUGACAAGGUCCGCACCCGACAGGUUGGGUUUACAUACCCGGUCGAAGACUCUGAGAUCGUUAUAACCUUUCAAAAAGCAGUAAAGUCUUCACGCUUGGAAGGCAACCGCCCGCGCGUUGCCAUAUUCGAUACUAUUGCCUCAAACCCCGGGCUCCGACUCCCAUUUGCCGAGCUCACCGCGGCCUGUCGCGCAGAGGGAGUACUAAGUUUGAUCGACGGUGCACAUGGAAUCGGACAGAUCGAUCUUAAUCUGUCAAAAUUAGACCCAGACUUCCUGGUCAGUAACUGCCAUAAGUGGCUUUUCACUCCUCGCAGUUGUGCUGUGUUCUAUGUUCCUGAGCGCAACCAAGCCAUGAUCCGAAGCACUCUGCCAACGAGCCACGGGUUUAUUGCACGGUCCCAAGAGAACUCAUGCGUCAAUGCAACAGACUUCGUCUCCAAUUUUGACUUUGUGGGAACCACUGACAGUGUUCCUUUCCUGACGGUGCCUGAAGCCAUUCAGUGGAGACAGACAGUUUGCGGCGGGGAGGACAAAAUCCGGCAGUAUUGUAUUCAGCUUUCUCGCAAAGGUGGCCAAAGGGUUGCUGAAAUCCUAGGGACUAAGAUCCUAGACAAUGUUUCCCACAGCUUGACGGAGUGCUGUAUGGUUAACAUUCUCCUACCUUUGACAAAGCCUACUUCUGGAGAUGAAAGUAUGAUCAAAACGGCUGGGGCUCCGAGUAUCACAGUUACAGAUUGGAUGCAGCAGACCAUGAUCGGGAGAUUCAAAACAUUCAUGCCGGUCUUUCCUUUCCAGGGGUCUUGGUGGGUUCGGUUGAGUGGGCAAAUCUAUCUCGAGGAGAGCGACUUCGAAUGGGCGGGCUGGACGCUGAAAGAUCUUUGUAAAAUGCUACUCGAUGAGGAAAAAUCCAAAUGA
Penicillium canescens is the source of this 1314-nucleotide messenger RNA. RefSeq lists its product as uncharacterized. The transcript has 2 exons. NCBI's taxonomy places the organism in Eukaryota, Fungi, Ascomycota, Eurotiomycetes, Eurotiales, Aspergillaceae. The record is from RefSeq and is a predicted model, not a curated record. Bases 1 to 1314 code for a protein of 437 amino acids.